This is a messenger RNA of Coregonus clupeaformis (lake whitefish), 4081 nucleotides long. RefSeq names its product solute carrier family 35 member E2A-like. The transcript has 9 exons. Lineage: Eukaryota; Metazoa; Chordata; Actinopteri; Salmoniformes; Salmonidae. The record is from RefSeq and is a predicted model, not a curated record. Gene Ontology annotation, molecular function: antiporter activity. The coding region runs from base 315 to 1490 and encodes 391 amino acids. Gene Ontology annotation, cellular component: Golgi apparatus.
CCGGCUUUAGCCAUAAUUAUGACUUUGUGGCUGUGUUAACUAGUGACGACAGGUGAUGUCCUCAUGCUUGCUAUUGUUUUGAACUCAGAUAGCCAACGUUACAGUUGCAACUGGAAAUCGGAGUUGCAUAGGUGUGACCAUUUGGUAAGCUGUGUUGCAGAGACCACCAUUUCUACAGGCAUGCUGAACACACCGUUGGAUAGACACACAGACUGACGAUGGAUUGACCGGCCCUCUCCAGCAGUCCCCUCCCCCUCCUCUCUGUGUUUGUGCCUGCUGGAUCCUGGUCAGUGGAUCCUCGGGCGCCGUGCGUCAUGUCGUCCAACUGUCGGGCUGGAAGACAUUCCCUGUGGCGGUUUCUUUCGCCGUUCCAAAGCAGGCAGGAGCGUGUGGUGCUGGCACGCAGCGAGAGCAUGCCGGGGGAACACGUGCUGAAGAUCACCAUCACAGAGACCACAAUAAUCGAGGCUGAUUCAGGGGUGUGGAACUCCAAGUCGCUGGUCUACCUGGGCCUGUGGUACUUCUUCAGCUUCUGCACACUGUUCCUCAACAAGUACAUCCUAUCACUGCUAGAGGGGGAGCCCAGCAUGCUGGGUGCUGUUCAAAUGGUCUCCACCACCAUCAUAGGCUUUCUGAAGAUGUAUGUGCCUUGCUGCCUAUACCAGCACAAGUCCAGGACUGAGUACCCCCCCAACUUCCUCAUGAUCAUGCUGUUUGUGGGGCUCAUGAGGUUCACCAGUGUGGUGAUGGGACUGGUGAGCCUGAAGAAUGUGGCUGUCUCCUUUGCCGAGACUGUGAAGAGCUCUGCGCCCAUCUUCACUGUCAUCAUGUCAAGGCUGAUCCUAGGGGAAUACACAGGGAUGUGGGUGAACCUGUCCCUGUUUCCUGUCAUGGCUGGUCUGGCCCUCUGCACUGCAACAGAGAUCAGUUUCAACAUGCUGGGCUUCUCCGCAGCCCUCUCUACCAACAUCAUGGACUGUUUACAGAAUGUUUUUUCAAAGAAGCUACUAAGUGGAGACACCUACAAAUUCAGCCCUCCAGAUCUACAGUUCUACACCAGUACAGCUGCAGUCAUUAUGCUCAUACCUGCCUGGGUCUUCCUCAUGGACAUUCCAGUGAUUGGGAAGAGUGGGCAUUCGUUCAGCUGGAGUCCAGACAUCGUUCUGCUGCUGCUGUUUGAUGGGGUCCUGUUCCACCUGCAGAGUGUCACCGCCUACGCCCUCAUGGGACGCAUCUCUCCCGUCACCUUUAGUGUAGCCAGCACAGUGAAGCACGCCCUGUCUGUCUGGCUGAGCAUCAUCUUGUUCAGUAACCACAUCACGGUGCUCAGCGCCGCCGGCACGGCCCUGGUGUUUGUGGGCGUGCUGCUGUACAACAAGGCCAAGCAGUUUCAGAGAGACACCUUACAGGCCCUGGCCCACGCCCAGGCUCAGGACCAACACUACAAACCACUACUGCAGGACCACAAGCUCAAAGCAUCGGACCGAUAGACUCCCCAGGAGACCAAUGGGGAGAGACCAAAAAGGUAUCUUAUCUCUAACUUUGAUCAUGUAGAACCUGAUACGCAGACGAUUUGACUAGACCACGUUUUGACUCGCGCCAGCAGUACGACGAAUGAGGGAAGUCAACGGUCAUCAUAGCACGGUGGAAGGAUCUGUCACUCAAGUGAGGUUUCGUUCAGUCGGAAUGGUCAAUUUGAGAGACUGGUUUCUCUUGAGGUUUCAUUCGGCCUCACCUUGAUGCACUCUGAUACCUAUGUGAACUUGCCUUAGUGUGUGGUCUGAACGCAGACCAGUGUUUGACUAUGGACAGGUGCAGCUGUGAUUUCUAAAUUGAACGGAGGGCCACACAGCUUUAUUUUUUGCUGAUAUGUUUGUCAAAAUCUAUUUUUGGGCCAGAAACAUUCCAGUUAUUUGAAAAUAUAUAGGUCUGUUAUAGUUUGACAUAUUUUCUACCUAGUUUUAGACAUUCAAGUGUGGCCUGGAGUGUUUUUUUUAACCCAAAACAAUAAUUCCCCCUCCCCAAAAAACAACUAAUUUGUUACUUUUUUUACCUCCCGUGGGUCGGAUUGAAUGGGCUCGUGGGCCGGAUCUGGCAAGGCCGUAGUUUGCCCACACCUGGGGCCUCAUUUAUCAAAGGUGCAUGCGCACAACAAAAUACUUUACUUUUCUGCGCCAGUUAGCCCUCAAUGUUUGGUGUUUAUCCAUUUUGAACUUGAUGGGAAAGUGUGCGUGUCUCCACGCAAAUCUCAGGACAAGCGUACACACAACUUUUAGUCGUUGAUCAACUAUAUUGCAAGCAAAUAUAGUUAUUUUGGGGGAAAUGGAGGUGUUUGUUGCACAGGAAUUAUAAUAAUGGUAGGAUAAUACAAAUAUUAAAAGGUAUAGGCCUAAUGAUAAAACUGAUGCAUUUGCCGUUGGUAAGAAGAUCGCAUAGCCGCAUGUCGCCUAAUAUAUUUAUUUUAGUUUUAUAUAGGCCUAAAUCAUAAUCAUAUUGCAGGGCAUGUCUCUCCUUUUCUGACAUGACUGGUUUAUUCCAGCUACACAACAGCUACCAUUUAUCCAUUGCUAAUUCAACAGCCAACCAUGCUUGAAAGUAAAUAAACCGGUAGCCUAUGACAGUAUGGGUAGGCUGUGCAAUAGGAGCAUGACAUAAUAACCUAUUUAAUCUCAGAGCAUAUACCAAGGCAGGAGAUAGAAACACAAUCAUGUAUUGAUAAACAAAAUAUUGAACAAUUUGUAUUUUGCAUAGAAGUGUGGGCUGUAGGAAGCAUUUAGUUUUAAAUUGUUCAAUAGACAAUCAAUCUUGCAGAAUGUGCGACUAGUGUUUGGCACUAGCUAUAGGCGGCAUGCAUUUUUUGUUAAGAAAUGUCACUACAAAAGAUUAAAACAUUCUGCCCACACCUCUACAGAAAUAUGAUCACAUUUGCCAUUGCGCUUUCUUUUAGCAACUAUCAUGGCUCAGUUCCAACAUCUCCAAAUCACACAGGAAAUUAAGGCGUUGUUCUUACCAUAAAAAGUAAAUAGAGGGCGUUUUCCAGGCGGGGUUGUUCACGAACACACAAAUAUAGUUUAUCAAUAAAACAUGCUUAUAUGUUCCGUGCCACAGUUUGAUAAAUCCCAAUAAUUUGUUGCACAGGCAAAUCAGGGCCGGACUACCGCAUUUGGGCCCCCAGGAAAAUAAAUGUGCUGUUUUAUAGCUCAUCUCAUGCUAUUGUUCACAUUUCGCCAUGAGGCUGAGAGAAAAUGUUGCAGUUUAAAGCUUAUUUCCUGCAAUUCUACAAUUUUUUUCUAUAAUAUGCUACCUGUCUGACCUCCAGGAGACCCACAACCCAAAAAAAAGGUUGGGAGCCCCUGGGCACGUGCCCUGUGUGACCGUUUGGUAAUCCGGCCCUGAUGUAAAUCCUAGAAUCCUAGUAUGCCAGAAUUUAGUAAGAAAAGUAUGCACAGUUGAUAAAUGAGGCCCCUGGUCUGGCGUGUUUAAACAAGCACUCGGCCAGAUGGCCAGACCUUCAGACUUCACUUCACCGUUCACUUUUACACUGUAAAUUCCUUUAGUUAUUCCAUUCCCUCGCCUUAAAUGUUUCAUUAUUUCAUAUGUUUUCAAACAAAGUGUAAACUCAGGAUUUCUCUCAAUGUUCAUUGGUGGAAGUGGUUAAAUGCAAGUCUAUUUUUUUGGCAUACAUUUCUUUCUCCAUUGAUUAUGGGCACACAUUCUCGUUGACAAAACAGCUUUAUUCUCCCGAUAAUUAGCCACGGUGCAUCAUAAGGUAGAACAGUCAAGGCAUUUAUUAAUUCUAAUAGGGCAUUAGCUCAGUUGUAUACUAACUAGUCACAAGUGAAAGCAAAUAUUUGAGCCAUUAACCUGACUACAAAGGUGUGUCUUACCCUCAGGGGAGUAGAGGUAGGGAGAGUAACAUUUUAUUUGUUUUCCCAAAGCUCACCUUUGACACUGAACUUCUCACAGCAAUGUGAAAUAUUUGAAAACCUUGAGUGUAGUCUGCGGAGAUCAAAUAAAAUAAUAAUAAUAUGCCAUUUAGCAGACGCUUUUAUCCAAAGCGACUUACAGUCAUGCGUGCAUA